This is a messenger RNA of Salvia hispanica, 1814 nucleotides long. NCBI's taxonomy places the organism in Eukaryota, Viridiplantae, Streptophyta, Magnoliopsida, Lamiales, Lamiaceae. The record is from RefSeq and is a predicted model, not a curated record.
AAAUCAAUAGACGAGAAGAUGUCGAGUAUCUUAAUGCAAUCUGUGAUUCCUAGGCACACCCAUUUUAUCGCGUUUUCAAAACGACAUUGUUUCACUACUACAACCAUUGCCACUUCUCGUGGCAGCCAGCUGGCCCGAUGCUCGUUGCAAAUUGAACGACGAACAGGAGGUUACCAGCCUAGUCUUUGGGAUUUCAACGCUAUUCAAUCGUUCGACCUUGAGUACACUAAGGUAAUUACGAGAGAGGCAAUUAGCAAGGAGGCAAGUCUGAUUGAGCAAGUGAAGAUGUUGCUUAUGCAAGAACAACGUUUGGAGAUGAUUGAUGACCUUCGAAGACUAGGUAUAUCUUGCCAUUUCCGCGAAGAAAUCGCUCAAAUAUUAAACUCCGAGUAUUUGAACAAUGAUCAUGAAAGGGAUUUGUACUCAACAGCUCUUCGAUUCAGGCUUCUUAGACAACACGACUUCACCGUCUCUCAAGAAGUGUUUGAUUGUUACAAGAAUGACAAGGGUACUGAUUUUGAGCCAAGCCUCUGCGAGGAUACCAAAGGAUUGUUACAGCUCUACGAAGCUUCGUUCCUAUCAGUACAAGGCGAAGAGACCCUCCAACUAGCAAGAGAAUUUGCUACUAAAUCUCUGCAGAAAAGAGUAAAUGAUCGUGAAACCGAUGAUGGAGACAUUAAUCUCUUAUCAUCCGUGGAAGCUGCGUUGGAGUUCCCUUCUCACUGGAUGGUUCAAAUGCCAAAUGCAAAAUCCUCCAUCGAUGCUUACAAGAAGAGACAUGACAUGAAUCCAAUUGUGCUAGAGCUAGCCAUAUUGGACAUCAACAUUGUUCAAGCACAAUUUCUACAAGAACUCAAAGAGACCUCAAGAUGGUGGGAGAGUACUGGGCUUGUUCAAGAGCUUCCCUUCAUUAGAGAUAGAAUAGUGGAAUGCUACUAUUGGACGACCGGGAAGGUUGAACGUCAUGAACAUGGCUUUGAGAGGAUAAUGCUUACCAAAAUAAAUGCUCUUGUUACAACUAUAGAUGAUAUAUAUGAUGUUUAUGGUACUCUUGAAGAGCUCCAACUAUUCACAGAUGCUAUUCGAAGAUGGGAUAUUGGAUCAAUUGACCAACUUCCCCCUUACAUGAAAGUAUGUUAUCUUGCGCUUUACAACUUUGUUAAUGAGAUGGGAUACUAUACUCUCAAGGAUAAAGGCUUCAACUCCAUCCCAUUUCUGCGGAAAACGUGGGUUGAUUUGGUCGAGACAUAUUUGAUAGAGGCAAAUUGGUACCACAAGAGGCAUAAACCUAGCUUGGAAGAAUAUAUCAACAAUGCUUGGAUAUCAAUUGGAGGUGUCCCCAUUUUAUCCCACCUUUUUUUCCGACUAACAGAUUCGAUAGAGGAGGAGGAUGUCGAAAGCAUGCAUAAAUACCAUGAUAUUGUCCGUGCAUCAUGUACGAUUCUAAGGCUCGCUGAUGAUAUGGGAACAUCAUUGGAUGAGGUGGAGAGAGGCGACGUGCCAAAAUCAGUUCAGUGUUACAUGAAUGAAAACAAUGCUUCGGAAGAAGAGGCGCGAAAGCAUGUUCGAUCACUGAUAGAGCAGACAUGGAGGAUGAUGAAUAAGGAAAUGAUGGAUUCUCCAUUUUCAAUAUGUUUUGUUGAAGUGUGCGCUAAUCUGAGUAGAAUGGCACAGUUCAUAUACCAGAGGGAAUGUGAUGGAUUUGGCAUGGAACACUCAUUGGUGAACAAACAACUUAGAAGCUUGUUGUUCGAUCCCUAUGAAUAACAUGUGAUACGGAUAUAUUCAUAUAUUGUAAGCAUUAAUUUAGUUAA